Molecule: messenger RNA, 1942 nt
Organism: Aethina tumida (small hive beetle)
Lineage: Eukaryota; Metazoa; Arthropoda; Insecta; Coleoptera; Nitidulidae
Exons: 3
Coding region: 256-1752 (498 amino acids)
Source: RefSeq, a predicted model, not a curated record
GCGUACCACGUGAACGAGCCAACCUUACCUGUCUCGGUAGGAAAGUCUGGUGCUUGGGUAAGGUCGCGUCAUGGGUAUUCUAGCGUGUGUUCGCGGCGAGCGGACCUGAUACAGCCGAUAUUCCUGCCGCAGUCGCUGCCGGUUACCAACCGUGCGACCAGUCCGACCGACCCAUCGUCGGCCGUCCCGUACCCCGUUCUUUGUUGUUGUGUGUUUUUGUUGUGGUUGUUCGCGGGUGCGAUCGCUCUCGCAAAUAUGGGCAAUAAGCUGUGCAAGAAGAAAGUGGACGGUGUCGAUAAUGUGGAUAACGCAGCCAAAACGAACGGCGGCGCUCUGGAUAGGAUUUUCAAUAGGUUGCACUUACGUCCGAAGUCAUGGAAAUCUGAAUCACAUUUGAACCAAAAACAAGUUAACAGGUUCGAAGGAAACACAAAGGACCCAACUAAAGAAACGAUGACGAAGUCAAAAUCGACAGAUUGGACGAACGUCGACCUAGAAGUGCCCGACAAAGAAACGGUCCACCUACAAAAUCCGAAGUUGGCGUUGAUCUUCAACACAGAUGAAGGAACACCUACCCCGCCACCUCGCAAACACAAAAAGGGUUUCAGAGAAAAAAUCGAGGCGGUGGCCAAGUCCAGCCUGCAGGCGUUCCAAUCCAAAAAGCCGGUUGAGGAAGAGGUGUGCGUGAAGAAGAAGAUCAACUUCAAUUGUCCGUAUUGCGACGGCGAUGAAAAAUCGCACAACAGAGACCACCACCACCAACACCACCACGAUAAGAAACACGAGCCGAAUCAAAGAGACAUCGAACAACUCAUUAUUAACAAUAACUCGAUUCACGCCGACAAAAAAUCCGAUUCGAAACGUAGGAAAAAUCUGUCCGUUGUUUCGUUGCCGAACUACAACGACCUGAAGUUGACGGUGGCAACUUUCGACGACAUCGACAAGAAGCCGGUGGACGUGAAACGUAACUCCGUUACGUCGUUGCACGAGACUAAAAAACUGACGAGCGCAGCUUCGACAGGUAAACUGGACAGUUACAUAACGAGAUGCAGGAGUUUCGGCUCGCUCAUACCCCAACAAAUAAUGGGCAAGCUGAAAACGAGGAAAACACCCGCGGACGCCGAGAGCGACGACUCGUUCGGCGCGCUGGAGGACUGGGAUCUGAGGAUUAUCGAGCACUAUAACCCGAAGGAUGCCAGUUUGCCGAGAGUGAGGAAGCUGCCGGAGAAGAACGUCCUCUCGGACAUCGAGAGCAUGAUAGUACAAGAGGAGGAAAUACCCAAGCCGACGCCGCCGGUGAGAAGAUCCGAGUCUUUGGUGAAGAAGAUUAACAGGCAGGCGCAGAACGUCUCGAAGAGGUCCAAGGACGAGAGGCCGGAAAGCGUCACGCCUCCACCCUCGCCGAACAGCAGGAAAGUCGAGAGGGUGCCUCAGGUUGACGUCGCGAAACUGCCCCACAUGGAGAACGGCGUUGUGGAGCACUCCAGUUUGAUGAAGAUUUUGGAGGAGUUUUCGGUGAAGGAUGCCAGCAAGCCGAGGGAUCUGGCAUCCGUUUUGGACGACGACACGAUUCCGCACAUCGACGCCGACGAGGAGGAGAUCGAAAAGUUGGAGGCGAAGCGAAAUUACAGCGAACCACCGCCAACGUCGCCCACUUUGAUUAAAACCAAGGCUGAUAUUGACAUGUUUAUCAGAAAUGAAGGGAAUGAUACGCUGGCAAGACACGGAUAUGUAGAGAUUAAAAAUAUUUAGAUGUUUUAGAAGUUAGAAUUAUAUUUUUGUAUUUUACAUUAUGUGUAGCUUUAACAUGUUUCGAUUGUGUUAUUUAAUUGUAAUAUAUUUUAGUGCUAUGGUAGUUUUUAACGAUUUAUAUUGUAUAUAAAGUUUAUGUAUAGUUGAGGCUGUACGUAUUUAUUAUUAAAUCGUCGUGAGUUAUUGGUAA